Xenia sp. Carnegie-2017 is the source of this 923-nucleotide messenger RNA. RefSeq names its product ubiquitin carboxyl-terminal hydrolase 14-like. The record is from RefSeq and is a predicted model, not a curated record. Lineage: Eukaryota; Metazoa; Cnidaria; Anthozoa; Malacalcyonacea; Xeniidae. The transcript is spliced from 7 exons. Gene Ontology annotation, biological process: regulation of proteasomal protein catabolic process; protein deubiquitination; proteasome-mediated ubiquitin-dependent protein catabolic process. Gene Ontology annotation, molecular function: proteasome binding; cysteine-type deubiquitinase activity. The coding region runs from base 385 to 690 and encodes 101 amino acids.
GCAAUAUGGCGGAUAGUAAGAAUUUGGAUAGUCUUGUGGUUACGGACGAAAUUUUGUCAUCAAAAAGGUCGUAUGGUCCGUGAUUCAUGACAUAUCGUGGCCGGUUCAUGAUGUUUCUAAAGAUGUUCACAGUAUGGUGGAAAUUUUAUCUAAAGUUGAACAUUCACAAAGAGCUGCUGAUGUAAAUAGACCUGUCAUUGUUAUAUGCAGUGACGGAGCAGGUCACUGUGGUACCUAUAUUGCUAUCUCAAAUCUUGUCGACCGAGUCAAAACUGUCCAAGCGAUUAAUGCGUUCCAAUGCAUCAAGCUGAUCCAGAAUAGACGCCACAGUUCGUUGAAACAGCGAAAGCUAAGCUUGAGGGAAAUAAAUUUAGUGUUGAUAAAAUGGAUGUCGAUUCUGAGAUAAAGGAAUACCAACCAUACUCGUUUUCUGAUGACACUGGCUCUAAUAACAGUGGUUUUUACCAGUUGCAAGCUGUUCUGACUCAUCAAGGACGAUCAUCGUCAUCUGGUCAUUAUGUGGCAUGGAUCAAAGGGAGUAACAACUCUUGGAUUAAGUGCGACGACGAUAAAAUAACGCACAUUACUGAAGAAGAUGUUUUGAAAUUAUCCGGGGGAGGUGACUGGCAUUGUGCAUAUGUGUUGCUAUACGGGCCGAGAAGACUAGAAAUCAUUAAAGAAUCUUCGUGAUCACGUGAUCUUAAGAAGAAGUGGAUUUUGUACCUUUAAAGAAUGCGGUAUUGUGCCGAUAUGUCUAUGGGUUGAUAUCAUCUUAAAAUCUCCUGUUGAGUAAUUUGUUUCAAAUCAACACUGCAGUAUUUUCUUCAGUGUCAUCGAGACAGUUAAGUUUAUACGCUGGUCAAUUGACAAUUGUCAAAAAAAGAUUUGUAUUUUAAAGAUUUGAUUAUUUGUACAUGGAGAAA